This is a messenger RNA of Rhizoctonia solani, 1662 nucleotides long. RefSeq names its product dynein heavy chain, cytoplasmic. The transcript has 9 exons. Lineage: Eukaryota; Fungi; Basidiomycota; Agaricomycetes; Cantharellales; Ceratobasidiaceae. Bases 1 to 1662 code for a protein of 553 amino acids. The record is from RefSeq and is a predicted model, not a curated record.
AUGGGCUAUCUAAGCGAUGAAGACCGUGGGGGGCACCUUCAAUUUGAAGAAGGCUCUCAAACCUCGUCUAACAUAGACACACAAGAAGAGGAACCCGGUCCGGUUGGUCAGACCGCCCCAACCACCGGAAGUGCAUUCGACUAUAUUGAUUUGAGCCGUGUUGCUGUUUCUCCAGCUCUACUCGCCUUUGCCGAAGGAUGCUGCGAAGAAUACAGGCUCCCAGCCAUAGCAAAGGAGGAUGUUAUGCGAGCCGCAUCGCUACCAGGAGCUAAUUUUAUGACAAUCCGCCUCUACGCACUCAUGAAGUCGAUGGGGCAGGACGCUACAAAAACACAGGUUGACGAUUUUCUCAAAUCAAAUACGUUCAAGGAAAACAUCAAGAGGCGAAUUCAAGGCGGACUUCUCGACCCCAACACACCAUAUUAUGUUCGUGGAUGCACAGCUCGAUUUGUGCGACACAUGAGAGAGAAUCCAGCAUCGUACGAAAUCCCGCAGGUGGUUCAAGAGGGACUGAUGACCACGAAGAAGUUCUCUUCGGCUGUUGGUGAGAUACUUAGUGGUUUUCGUGGGGAAUUGCGUCGAAAGAUUUUUGGCUCAAUCGAGGACAAGGCCGACAUCGCGAGCACCGGUGAAAAACUUGCGAUCCAAGGGUUCCAGAUAUCCGAGGACCAUUUGAAACGAUUUGCUUUAUUGCGGCAGUUAUCCGAAGAUUACAUGAAGGCCGAAGCAGAAGCCCAAGCUAAAAAAGCAGUGGAAAACGCUCAGGCAGGAGUCCGUGCCAGGGGUAAGAAGACACAGGCCGAUAAAGCGCCGCAGAAGGCUCUCGCUUUUUGGACGUACAUCGACUCCCAAAUGAAUAGGUUUCACAAAUACCCCGUGGCUCAACGUUCUGAGAUAUUGAAAAAGAUUCUGCGUAGGGACAGAAAAAAGUACCCCGAUCACACUAGCCAGGCCCGUUGGUACCCUCCAGCGAGCAAACUCGUUGUUUCGCAAUGGCAGGCCGAUGCCAGCUACGCAAUUCAAGUUAUGGCCGGUUAUACACUCACCGCUGCGCAGGAAGGACAGGAAGCUCCACUGACCAACUCAGGAGCCCCCGAUGAGGACGAAGGCCCAGGUAAUGGAGAAGCCCCCCCUGAAGAGGGAGGGAAUCCCAGUGGGGAUGAGGAUGACCGACACACACAAGAGGGGACCGGCAUAAAUGGCGACUUUCAAGAAGACCCCGCCACCCUAUCCGGUGAUGACAUGCCGCCUGAAUCAACGCAACAACGCCCCAACAAUGGGCACACCUCAGAUGGCCCUGGAACCGGUCCAAGCACUCGCGUCACGAAUAAUUUGCUCUCAAGUGAUGGGACACCGGGUAACCACUCCCCACGGCGUUUAACCCAGCGAGCUCCCCCAGACUCAGUCGGACCGGUUCGAGGGACUCCUGGAUCACAAGACGGUCGUGUUGCAACCCUCGCGCAAACCUCGCGAGGAAGCCCGUUUCCCCCAAGCUCCCGUACCUCCACGCCUCGCCCGCCUCGAGCGCCUGCAUCAGGUCCGAUGGGCGUAACUCGUGGUGGUCGAGUAACCCGUAGCAGCGCGCAAUGUCUACCAGUAGCUGAGCAAUACAACCCGGCGGAUUCCGAAACUGCCGCGGCAUCGAUGUCAGUGGGCAUAUGA